UGGUGGGACGCGCGAGGGUGUAGUUAAGAACAACAGAAUCCUAUUGCCUAUUGGCCCUGGUGAAGUGUCUGCGGCCCACGUGGCACUUGGCAGCUUCAUAGUGCCAGUGCCAGUGCCAGAGAGAGAAAGAGAAAGCUAAGACUAAUAAGAGGGUUGUGUGCGUUAUGUAAGGGAGGGCUCAUUGUCCAAUCCCAGUCAACACAUCACUCUCUUAUCCCUUCUCUCUCAAUCAAUGCACCGGGCCUUCGGUCCCACCACAACUCCCUCAAAGUCUUACUUACCCCCUCUGAGCCCACUUCUCCCUUCACCACCUGCCUCACCCUCCUUUCCAUCCUAUCAUGUUCUCACUUAACCACCUGUCCCCGAUCCUACCCUAAAUCGAUCACGGCAACUUCUGACAACACACAAGUUCCAUACACUGGUUGGCUACGAUAUCCCACCCUCUUUCGCUUCCAAAUAUCCCCUAGCAAACGUCAGAAGAUUUUAGUCUUCUGCGUUCCCUGGGCUCUCUCUAAACCAUAAGCGCCCUCGUCUUCGAGCACGCUGUAAAGUUUUCAUUAUUUUUGAAGUUCAGAAAAAUGGAGAAUUACUCUUAUAACUCAUAUCCGGACUCCGGCGACUCUUCGCCACGAUCCCGAGAAAUCGACUUUGAAAACCCGCCACCAUGGGAGGACCAACAGCAACAUGCACAAAAUUACAAGGCCAAGUUCAUGUGCAGCUAUGGCGGCAAGAUCCACCCUCGCCCUCACGACAACCAGCUAGCGUACAUCGGCGGAGAGACCAAGAUCCUAGCCGUUGAACGCAACAUCAAAUUGUCCUCCAUGAUCUCCAAGCUCUCCGCUAUCUGCGGCGGCGGCGACGCUGACGUUUCCUUCAAGUACCAGCUCCCCGGCGAAGACCUCGACGCCCUGAUUUCCGUCACUAACGAUGAUGAUCUCGAGCACAUGAUGCACGAGUACGAUCGCCUUUAUCGAGCCUCGGCUAAGCCAGCGAGGAUGCGGCUGUUCAUAUUUACGGCGAUUGGCUCCGCGAAUUUCGGGUGCGAAGGGGCGAAAUCGGAACGGGACCGUUUCCUUGCAGGCACUAGUGAUUUUUGCAAGGAAAUGGCUUGUUUCUAUGGAACUAGGAAUAUAUAG
This is a messenger RNA of Theobroma umbraticum, 1136 nucleotides long. Its product is annotated as RAF-like serine/threonine-protein kinase 24. Lineage: Eukaryota; Viridiplantae; Streptophyta; Magnoliopsida; Malvales; Malvaceae. Gene Ontology annotation, molecular function: protein binding. The record is from RefSeq and is a predicted model, not a curated record.